Lolium perenne is the source of this 1302-nucleotide messenger RNA. Lineage: Eukaryota; Viridiplantae; Streptophyta; Magnoliopsida; Poales; Poaceae. The record is from RefSeq and is a predicted model, not a curated record.
AUGCGCGCGCGCAAUGCACGAGAAGACCGCAGCAGGACGCCUAUGAUAUCCGCGCUGGUGGCGGCCAAGUAUAUUUUGAUGUUAUGUGUCGCGAUCGUCGUUGGGUUGUCGACAUAUGUGUGCUUCGGGAUCUCGGUGGCGCGGCUAGUACAACGGGAUUACGGCGACGCAGGUGGGGACGCUGCCAACAAAGCCAAACUGGAGGCGGCGCUGGACAUCUUCUACGCUCUUGUUCUGAUCCAGACAGCUUUCAGAAUUUACUGGGCAGUACUCGGCAGCCAAGAUCUGUGUACGCCGGUGAGCGAUGAAUGUGGAUUCGCAGGCUGGGGUCCCAAACUAGUUAGGAGAUAUGAAGCAGACACCCAAAUCAGCUGUAAUAAGGAAGAACCUCUGCCACGGGGCUGGAACUUGAUCACAUACGCUGUUGUGCUGCUGGAGUCUGCGUCUCUGGAUGACCGUCUUUCAGGAGCCAGGGUGCUAGACACUUUCGUGGAACAGGGCAUACUUGUACGCAAAGAGCUACUAUCUUCCAGCCCCUACGAAGAUCUUCUCACAACGCAGUUCCCGGGCACGCUACGAUGCGUAUGUUCCUUACUUGAAGCAAGUAUAGAGCAAACUCUGGACUUAAAAUCCAGCAGUGUGGCAUCACAAGCUUCGGAUCUAGGAGGUGUCCACUUAUCAUUGGCAAUUCCCGAGCAAACUGACCAUCAGCAACAGCAAUUGGAGCGGAAAGUUCCGUGGUACGGUCGAGUGAUAGAUAUACUGUUCGAUAAAGAACCAGACUUUAGACAUGGACACACCUUUGUGUCGAAAGGAACCAAAGAGCUGAUCUCUCAAGGGUUGCUGAUUCUGGAGAGGCUCACGCAGGACCAAGACAAUUGUACGGCGAUAUGCAACCACCCAAGGCUGCUCUCUAAGAUCACGUCAUCGAUAACAACCCACCAGGAUUUCGGCAACAAUGCAUAUGACCGGACAUGGGUUGAAAUGCUAAGCCGGUCUCUCACAGUGAUGAGAAGACUAAUUACCAGUCCUGGAGAUGAAGCCGCGAAGCUGUGCCACGGGAUCUCGUGUAACCCAGUCGCUGUCAGAAAUUUGAUUGAUAUUCUCGAGAGUGACAACAAAGGUGCCAAAGAACUGCGUGAACAAUCCUUGGAGAUUCUCACGGAGCUAGCAUUGGAAGACUCGUUUAGACAACAACCAUUUGAUGAGUUUGGUACAGCUACAAGCAUCAUGGAGGAGUUCACUUCAUACAGAUUCUGCUACACAUCUUGUUUGAGGAUGAGGACGGCAGUGGUGCAGUAG